UCCAAAGCCGUUCUUGCAAUUUAUGUGACAAAUUGGGAACCAGAAAAAUCUUAUCCCUGUUAUAGAAAACCCAAUUCAAUUGUCGGCCCCAUUUCCUCACUUGAAAGGCUUCAGCGAAGAGAGAUACAGCUUCCCUGUCAUUUCCAUGGCAGUUUGCUAUUCAACUGCUUCGUUGCCAUUCCCGAAACAUGAGCCAUUCCUCUCAAAUCGUCGAACUCCCUGCAGAAACGGAAAUUUCCUCCCCAUUUGCGGAGCAAGCAACGAUUCCAACGAGGAUUACUUGUUGGAUGCUCCGGUUUCGAUUGGAGAUGGAUUUUCAUUCAGUGGAGGGAAAUACUCAGAUGAACCAAGUCCAGCUGAUGAAUGGUUCAAGCAAGGCAAAUUUGUGGAAGCACACCCUGUUGGUGGCUCCGGAGAGAGGGCAAAGGAUCCGAUUUUCGGGCUUGCAAUGGCCGGCUCGUCGCAGGUCUCUACCGAUCUGUUCAGAUGGUUUUGUGUUGAGAGUGGACGAGCAGGCGAUUCGCCAGUUGUUCUUAUUCAUGGUUUUCCAUCACAGGCAUAUUCGUAUCGCAAUGUUCUGCCUAUUCUCUCUAAAGAUAAUCGAGCUAUUGCUUUCGAUUGGCUCGAAACUUCUGCUACUUCAGGAUUCGGAUUUUCAGAUAAACCUCAGCCGAAAUAUGGCUUCGACUACACAUUGAAAGACUACGUCGAGUCCCUAAAAGCUUUGAUCGAUAAAUUAUCAAAAGAUAAGAAAGUUUCAAUCGUUGUCCAGGGAUACUUUUCGCCGGUUGUGGUCAAAUACGCCAAAGAUAAUCAAGAAAAACUCGAUAAUCUCGUUCUUCUAAAUCCUCCUCUGACAGACAAACAUGCCGCUUUGCCGUCAUCCCUCGCUGCAUUCAGCAACUUUUUACUUGGCGAAAUAUUUUCUCAGGAUCCGUUGCGGGCUAGCGACAAAGUCCUGACGAGCUGUGGCCCUUACAAGAUAAAGGAAGAAGUCGCAAUGGUGUACAGAAGGCCAUACCUAACGUCGGGGGCUGCUGGCUUUGCGCUGAAUGCUAUCAGUCGAUCCAUGAAAAAGGAGUUAAAGGCUAACGUUGAAGAAAUGCGCCGAACACUUAGAAACGAGAGUUGGAAAGUUCAGACAGUGAUCGGAUGGGGGCUGAGGGACCGGUGGAUGAGCUUUGAUGGCGUCGAGGAGUUCUGUAGAGAAUCAAAGCUUCGACUUAUCACACUUCCUACGGCUGGGCACCAUGUGCAAGAGGAUUGCGGCGAAGAAUUGGGAAAUCUUGUUGCCGGGAUAGUGAAGAGAGGAAGAAGUAUUUGAUGCAAAAGGUUGGUACUUUGUUCAUACAAUAUCGCCACGACUCGCGUAAAUGAUCUUCGAUCUUUUUCGCCGUCGAAUUUCUUGGUCUUUGUUAUUCAUCGCCAUAAUUUUACUGUGCGCUUUUUGUUUGAUUGACAUGAGUCCGAAUGAGGUGAAGAAUAUGUAUUUGUAGAGUUCAA
Messenger RNA from Andrographis paniculata, 1503 nucleotides. RefSeq lists its product as uncharacterized. The coding region runs from base 146 to 1324 and encodes 392 amino acids. The transcript is spliced from 13 exons. The record is from RefSeq and is a predicted model, not a curated record. Gene Ontology annotation, molecular function: epoxide hydrolase activity. Lineage: Eukaryota; Viridiplantae; Streptophyta; Magnoliopsida; Lamiales; Acanthaceae.